ACAGAAAUUUCCUAGUGCUAUGCUUUUCUUCUGCCAAACUAGAAAACUUCUCACGCCGCCGGUAACUUCAUUUUCUGACCAUUUAAGGUUGAAAAGUUUAUAGCCCACUUUUUCUAUCCAAAUAUAAUAUGGUUUUCCGGCCCAUUCAUGCCAUUGUUACAUCUUCUAGUAACACUUUCCCUGUCAAGCUAGAACAAUCCCAAUUGUCUCUCCUCUAGAUUCUGCAAGUCUUAUCUCUUCUGUAUUUUUCAGGCACAGAGAAACCCAAAGAUUCCAUUUUCAUUAUCCUAUGUUGUUAAAGGUUUCUCUUUUCUAAAGGAAGGAUAACAUGAAGAGUUCAGCAAUAACAAGCACCUUUCAAUCUGGUACCACUAAUUACUCAGAUGAUCUGGUUUUCUCAUCUUCUGCAACUCCCAAUCCUGCAAUUUGGGGUGAUACAGAAUUCAUGAUGGGACAAGUCUCUAAUAGAAAUACCUCAACUUUUUCCGGGUUAAAAGAAGGAGAUGGCCAAAGAAGAUCCCUAGGUUUUCCGUCUCAGUCAUCUUUCCCACAGUUGAUGGAAAAACAGGCAUAUGGUGAUCAUGAAGAAAUGCAUAUGAAUAACGCGCAACGCCACCAUAAUCCUGAGUUCUGGAAACCAAGCUCUUGGUCAACACAGGAAACGGUGAAGGACAGACAAGAGGAUGUAACAAGGGAUUUCAAUUUCCCUUUCAAUGGUAACUUCACAGAUCGCUCCAAGUCAUCAGCAGAUGCACAACCCUUUAAUCCCUUACAUGGGCAGUAUUUUCCUCCAGUAGCAAAUGGACGUACAACCAAACCCAGUGAAACAGAAAAAGGGCUUUCAGGAGAAAAUCAUGAGAACCAAAAUGCAAGAGAUAGCAGUCCAAAGCCUCGAAGUAAAACAGAGAAGAAGAUUAGGAGACCCAGAUAUGCAUUUCAGACCAGAAGCCAUGUGGAUAUACUGGACGAUGGAUAUCGAUGGAGAAAGUAUGGGCAGAAGUCCGUGAAGAACAACGUCUAUCCAAGGAGUUAUUAUCGUUGCACAUACCAAACAUGUAAUGUUAAGAAGCAAAUUCAACGCUUGUCUAUAGACCCUGGAGUUGUUGUUACAACAUAUGAAGGUAUUCACAUGCACCCUUCAGAGAAAUCAAUGGAGAGCUUUGACAAUAUAUUAAAUCAAAUGCAAUUUCUUCGAGAGUAUUAGCAGUUUCUGAGAUUCAUUUAAAAUGAUAAAUGAUUGUGCUUUCAUAAUUACUUUAACAAUGUAGAUAUUAUAUUACUCCGUAUACCAAUGUGUACCAUGGGUAUAGUUACACAAUGCUGUGUAAAUUAUGAGAUCAAUGUUGAUCAAUAUUCUAUAGUAAAUUUCUAAUAGUUAUUAUGUCCUUACUUUUGUAAAAUGAAGAGAGUGCAUACAUUAAGAUGUUCUUAUGGAUAA
Messenger RNA from Cryptomeria japonica (Japanese cedar), 1438 nucleotides. Its product is annotated as WRKY transcription factor 23. The record is from RefSeq and is a predicted model, not a curated record. Gene Ontology annotation, molecular function: DNA-binding transcription factor activity; sequence-specific DNA binding. NCBI's taxonomy places the organism in Eukaryota, Viridiplantae, Streptophyta, Pinopsida, Cupressales, Cupressaceae. The transcript is spliced from 4 exons. The coding region runs from base 329 to 1204 and encodes 291 amino acids. Gene Ontology annotation, biological process: regulation of DNA-templated transcription.